AUGAAGCCCAACUUCAUCAUCACGCUCUUAAGCCUUGCUCUGGCCGCUGUUGCAGCUCCUACUGGCCCUGGCGGACUUGGCGGCGGCAGUGGUGCUGGCGGUUCCGUGAGCGGUGGCGGCGGUGGCGGCGGUUCAAUCGGCGGAGGCCUUGGUGGAGGAUUCGGGGGUGGCUUCGGCGCCGGUGCCGGUGCUGGUGCAGGUGCCGGUGCCGGCGAAGGGAUCUAA
Messenger RNA from Penicillium digitatum Pd1, 225 nucleotides. RefSeq lists its product as uncharacterized. NCBI's taxonomy places the organism in Eukaryota, Fungi, Ascomycota, Eurotiomycetes, Eurotiales, Aspergillaceae. The record is from RefSeq and is a predicted model, not a curated record.